AUGAACCGUCGGAACAUAACAAAUUCAGUAUUUAUUGCUUUGGUUGUUCUUCUAUUAGCUGAAGAACUAUACGGUGGAAAUCAUUUGUUGGUUAAACGAUCUAUGGAUAUAAAUGGAACAAAGUUAGAACCAUUUGAUGACGAUCAGUGUAAUAGCGAAAAAUUACAACGGAUUAUGAAAGAAAAUAUGAAAGAUGAUUAUCAGAAUGCCACCAUCAACAUCAUGAAAUAUGCGGAAAAUUCAAUUGGUGGUCCGUUUAGUGUGAUAUGUGCUCGAUCCGAUUUUGCCUAUGUAACUCGUGCGAGACUUUACUGCCUUUGCACUGUCGAUGAUCUCAACUGCUUUGCUUAUUUGACAGAAGCAUAA
Enterobius vermicularis (human pinworm) is the source of this 366-nucleotide messenger RNA. The record is from the annotation of a GenBank genome assembly. Lineage: Eukaryota; Metazoa; Nematoda; Chromadorea; Rhabditida; Oxyuridae.